Messenger RNA from Scylla paramamosain (green mud crab), 12110 nucleotides. RefSeq names its product PHD finger protein 12-like. The record is from RefSeq and is a predicted model, not a curated record. Gene Ontology annotation, cellular component: Sin3-type complex; nucleus. The transcript is spliced from 15 exons. The coding region runs from base 979 to 3459 and encodes 826 amino acids. Gene Ontology annotation, biological process: negative regulation of transcription by RNA polymerase II. Gene Ontology annotation, molecular function: protein binding; transcription corepressor activity. NCBI's taxonomy places the organism in Eukaryota, Metazoa, Arthropoda, Malacostraca, Decapoda, Portunidae.
GUGUGGCGGCGGGUCCAGAGGAGAGUGCGGCGCCUCCAUCUUGUGCUGGCACCCUCCCCCCCUAUCCCACGACUCCCCUUGUUGGCCUCAUCGUAACAGGCGUAUAUCCCUAUUUUACCCCUUUGUUUAUCACAUGUGAAGACUCACACAGCACGAAAUAUGCCAAGUUUAGUGACAGCCCUUCUGAGAGGCCCUGUAGGGAGGCUCUCACACAGGGGUGUGCCUGGUCGCCGGGUGGAGGGGCUGAGGGUGGCAGGCCAGACCUGUGGCAGGGUUCUCAAUCUGACCCAGUAAAGGAAUCUGUUUCCCUUCUUAAUAAGUCUACCAGUUGUGUGUUGUUAGUGCUAUUGUAUGUGCAGCUCAGCUUGAUGGGGAUGAAAUAUUGAAGUGUUUUUAUCAUAAACAUUGAAGUUCACAGUAAUUAUGUAUGAAAAGAUUAUAUGAUGAUGCUAGUACAGUAAAUAUUGUAUUUAUUUUCAUUUGAUGUUAAAAGUUAAAAUGAUAACUAGCAUCUAAUUAACAUAUAAGUGUUGUAGUAAUUGUGAUUUAGAAAGUUAGCAUACAAAGAUUUUGUAACCAGAAAUGGGUAAAUGUGUAUUUAGACCCAGAGAAUCCCAAGUAGAGUAACACUGACAAAGGGAGGAUGUAGUAAACAGCACAUGUUGAAAUGUGACAUGAUGAAUUGUGAAGUGUAUGGUGUAAUUAUACCAUUCACACAAUUUGGCUUUGAAAAUACAGCAAGGCAGUCAUCCACUUAGGUUUGUUUCCUCACAAAUUCUGGCUCUGACUGCACCUCCUGGAAACCGGGAUCUCAACAAGCAGCAGAGUGGAGGGUCUGGAACAUCUAAUAAGGAGGGCCUGGCUGCUCAUCCAUAUUUCCGACGGCCAGGCCGAGGCCACAACCAUGACUCCUGUGAUGCCUGUGGGGAAGGUGGCGAUCUGAUCUGCUGUGAUGUGUGCCCUGCCUCCUUCCAUCUCAUGUGCCAUGACCCGCCGCUGGAUGAAGAGGAGAUACCCAUUGGGCGUUGGGCGUGUCAUCAGUGCAGGGUCUCAGGGCCUGAUGAUGACAGAACCUCAGUGUCCAGUGGCAAGUCCAACAAAAGUGCCAAGGGCAUCAAGAGGAAAGAAAAAGAGGAUGACAAGCCAACACACUCUGCUCUUGCCAAAUCUGAGACCAAUGACAAGAGAGUUUGCUCAGGUGGGAGGGAAUUUGAGGUGUCUGAUUCCCCUCUGCUCACCUUGGUCAAAGCUGCUGCAGCCAUCAACCCAACACAGUUUGCUUUGCCACCAGAGAUGCUGCUGCCCUCCAGCUUUCCAGGAGAAGCCAAGUCAGUGUCUAAAGGUAAUGGCAACAGGAAAGGAUCCCAGAAGAAGAAAGCAUAUGAACUGGACAAUGGACUGGUGCCAUUGCCUGCCAAACUGUGUUUCCAAUGUAACAAGAGUUGCCGGAUAGGUCCUCUCAUCCCAUGUGACUACUGCCAGUUGUUCUUCCACCUGGACUGCCUGGACCCACCCCUCACCACGCCCCCCAUGAACAAGUGGAUGUGCCCUAACCAUCCAGAACACUUUGUGGACUCUACUUUGCUAACAUCCCAUAGUCUAACAGAGAGAGUCAAGCUGUGGGAUAAAUUCACUGUUCCAGUUGACCAGGACUCCAUACGCCUCAAGUUCUUCCAGCAGGUGCACAGAAAAAAUCCACCCUUCCGGUACAAAGUGCGGCGUGCCCUCAGAUCCAGGAUACGAGUGCCACAAGCCGUCAAAGACCAAUACGCAGAUCCCCCUGACUUGCUGCCUCGGCAUGGGCCACCACAGUACCUCCUGCCUCCCCCAUCCCCAUGCGACUUUGAGGCCUCCACUGCCACCACUGUACCUGCCAUCACCACUGCCAGCAAGGAGAGGCCUGCUACCACCACCACCACUGCCACCACCACCACGGCUGCCACCACCAAUGCCUGCAGCCUCCGGUUUAAUCAGAGACUGGAAGUGAAGGAGGAGCCAGGAGCCAUAUCAUUGCCAAUGGAGGAAGGGAAGGAUGGUUCUGAGGUGGAGGUGAAAUCUGAAGACAAGAGAAAUGAUACUGAGAGGAAAAAUGCAACCAAAGAGGAAAUUGACGAGUGGUUGGCUGGCCUGUUAUGCUUACAAGCAAGCAUAGUGAAGCACAUGGCCCGCAGCACCUCUGGGAGCCUCAGUAAAACUCAAGACCGCCCUAAAGAGCUCAAUGGACCCACUCCACUGGGGAGCGGCAGCGGUGGCAGCAUGGGGAGUGAUGUUGCCCCAUCCCUAGAGCGGCCAGGCUGCAUGAAUGGUGACCUUACUGCCCAUGAACUGAUUACAGGCAAGCAUAACCGCUUUACCACUGACCCACGGCGGCAACAGACACCUGUGAACAGUGGCUUCCAGGCCCCGGCACCCUACCUGCCUGCCAAGAAAGGCAUUCUCAAAAACCAGAAGGGAAAGGGGAUUGCUACUCCAGGGAUAAAGGCUCCCAGACAAAGAAAACAGACAGCAUCAGAAAUUCUGUCAGAGACGUUAACAUCACUGGCCUCUUCUCUGCAAAACUCCAUUACUGGCAAGCAGGAGGUGUCCCUGGGGCAGCUGGAGCGCUCGGUGGUGGAUGUCUUGGCCUGGCAGCGGUUAGAGGAACUAUUAUGUCCCCCCCGCCCCUCAACGCCCCCUGUGGUAACUAAACCCUUGCCUGCACGUGCCCUUGUAUGCCCUCUCAUCCAAGACUCACAUCUGCAGGACUGGGCUGUUAAGACCCCAGCCCCCUCCUAUUGCACUGAGCCUGUGCCGAUGACCUACAGGAUACUGAGAGUUGGAAAAGGGAGCCAUAACCACCUAGACUUGAGUAAAUAUGGUCACUGUAACUACAUAUCCCAAGAGCAUGCAGCAAUAUUCUUUGAUGAGAACACAGGCCACUACGAGCUGCUCAACUACAGCUGCCAUGGCACACGGGUGGACACUGUGCUGUACCAGUAUGACCCCAGUGAACGGACCAUCAGCCAGGCACCCCCGCCCCCUCUGCUGCAGCAAGUCAGGGCUAUAAUUAACCAGAGGACUGGCCACCGGACAGAGCAGCCACAUCAAGAGGCCAUGACAGAUACUCCUGGCCAGUCCCUCACGCGGUGUAACUGUAAGCGAGGCAAAGCGAAGGUGGGAGCCGCAUCCCGGGCUGCCCCUCCAGCAGGCACAGGUGGCUGGGAGGGCGGUGCAGUGCUUCAUCAUGGCUCUCACCUGGGGUUUGGGUGCCUCCAGUUUGUGUUUAGCAUCAUGGAGGAGGCUAGUAAAGCAGACUGGGUGAACACAACCAUCAAGACUUAUGAAAAAUUCUUCAAGCAAGAGGAGGAAGAGGCUCAGCAGGAAGAGGAAACAAAGGUGAAAGAAGAGGUGGAAGAAGAGGAGGAGGAUGAAGAUGAGGAGGAAGAGAAACCUAAAAAGGAUAAAGCUGCAAAGUCAUGAGAUUAAUCUAAAGUUAACUUGACAAUAAUAAUGAAUUUGUAGCAUUUCCAGAUUGUUUCUAGAGAUGGUUAUUGAGAAGUGUUUAAGGUUUAUAAUUUAUACAUGAAAGCAUAAAAUAAAAAAAUAAGCAUGGCAUUUGAUAGAUACAAAUCUUAGAUUUUGAAGACCCGAGAAAUGGAUAUCUUCCAAGGAAGUGUAAAUAAAGCUACUGAUGAUGUAAAGAACUUUACCUUGUAAAAGACAAUGCUCAUAUUUUAUUACAGGUGAUGACCAAACAGGACCACAUAAAGUUGGAAGUAAAGGGCAUUCGUUUUUAACAGAAUCUCUAAAACUGAUGUGUUCACGUACAAUGUUACUAACCCAGUGCAAAUGCCAACUCCAAGGGAGGAGUGUUUGGUGCAGCUGAGUGACUCGCAGGCAGCAGUGCCCCACCGGAGUAUUAGGGGUGGCACCUGGUGAGUACUGUGGGAAAAUUUCUGCACAAAUACAGCAGAGCCACGCUGUAAGGACGGAGGGUCUCCUGGCCACAGGAGGCAGUGUUGCCGUUUCUUACUGUUGACCACCAGAUUUUUCUUCUGGUGGCAUCUUUAACAGCAUUUUGUUAUAAGUAUCUUUGUAAUUUUAUCCAGUUUCUUGUAUAAGAGAUGAUGUUGGUACAUGGUUGUAGCUUAUAUUUUGUGUACCAAGAAGCUUCUGUGUUAUCUACAGCUCUCAAUAUUGAACAAUCUAUAUGUAUUUUUAGUGCUAAUAUAUUAUGUAGCAAAUAAUGUAAAUAGUGAACUUUAAUGAAUGUCCUUAUAAACUGACAAGUAUUGUACAUAAUGUACAAAUUUAAUGAUGUUAUUUUAUAUAAAGUAAAUUGUACAUGAGGAGUCCUAUCUUCCCUGUGUUGCCUGGCCAGCCAACCCUCACCUCUCCUCCUCUAACACAGGCCAUCUGUGUGGCCUGUUGUGUACAUAGCCAAGUUAAAGCUCAUACUCAUUAAUGCAGGACCUCUACACUCAUCUUCCAGCCAACAUCUCCUUAGUAAUCUAGCAAUCUUGUAAAUGUUCUGAAAAUUUAGUUUUUGUCAAAAUAUUUUAUUAUUUUAGCCAAGAAUGCAUCAUUAUACAGUCAUUGGUUUGUAUAAUUGUACUCUUAGAUAUGAGUGUGAUUUGGGGAUGUUUUUAUAAAACAAGCUCGUGUUUAGACUGCCAUACUCUAAAAUUGUGUAAAAUUCUUGGAUAGAUGAAAAUAUGGUAUCUUUCUUUUCUUUAGCAACUCACUAACUAGCAAAUGCUUUUGUAUUUUUUGGGUUAAUCAUUGGAGCUAGGAAGGUGUUUGAAUGUUGCUCGAUGUGUUGUUGGCAGUCUGGGAACAGAGUAUGUACCUGAUGCUUUGGUCGUGCUGUGCGUGUCGCAAAACCAUGUUUUAUCCUUGUGAAGGAACUCUUUCCACAAAAUUCAUAUUAUCUUGCAUAUCCCUUUCAGACACUUGACCUUAGUUUGCACAGAGGCUCAGAAAGGGUAAAAAACAUUCAAAAUGAAAAUCUUAGCAAGAUUGUGUACAUUUUGAGAUUUGAAGCCCAUCCUGCAUCCCUUGCCUCCUUGACCAUCCACAGCCUCCUGAACCACCUCUGGUACUGGCUGGAAUGCUGUCAUUCAUUGCCACCACUAAUAAGUAAUGCCAUUUUGAGUAUAAAGAUAACUGCAGUCCACUUUCAAGAAAUUCAUAAAAUACAGUAAAGGAUGGCCUGACAAGAUGAGUCAUGUCACUCACAUAGAGUACCACAGUGCAGUUCCUAAAUGUUGGUUAUGUUUGUCACUGCCCUCCGUACAAAAUCAUCUUUUAUACUGUUGCUUUAGCCAUUCUGUGCUGUCUGCAGUAUUUUUUUUUUUUUUUUCAACACUACCUUUAAAUAUGUACAAAUCAAGUAGGAAUUUGUAACAGUAGAUCUAUAAAAGUUUAUUUAUCCAUGUUUAUUAAUGGUGCAAUACUUUUCGUAGUGUAGGCAGUGUGUGGGCAGCAGUUGUGGGGUAAAAGUUGGAUUUUGUUGCUACACAUGAACAAGGCUGCCUUGUGAUCCUCUACUUAAAUAUUUUAUUUAUGACAAAGGAAGAAGACUUUCUGAAAUAUUCAGUAAUACUUAUUAGUUAAUAUGUAAAAAAGUUUUGAAUUUUAAAUUCAAUAGAAAACAGAAAUGCACUAAAAGCAAUACAUGUAGUAUACUGCCCUGUUGUAUGAAAUACAACAAUUUCAAACAUGAUUAACACCCUGUUACCUCCCACUGAAAAGAUAAAAUUUUACAUAAAAUACAUAAUGAAAACAACCUGUCCUGGUAAGGCGGCAUAAAAUUAUAUUGGCAAGAGACAGUGUGCUGCAUUGCCUUUGUGCACUCAGGUGAAAUCAGUGGAGAUUUAUUUAAAAAACUUUCUUGUGGAUAAUUUUCCUCUUUUUUUUCCAUCUCUCAAAUCGGUAAAUCCCUUUUUAACGUAGCUAUGUUCUGAAAAUCCAUCACUUUAAGUAAAACUGCUUGAAGUGGAGGAACUCUUUCCCUCUACAGUGUAUUAGAAGCACAAUACUUGUUACUCCAGCACAUGCAUUAACUCUUAUAUUACGGGAGUACACACAUUUACCACUGAAGAUAAUCUUUAAAAACUUUUCCAUAGUUUUCUGUUACGUAAUAUGAGAUGAAUUUAAGAGUAAAUAAAUUUACUGUCCAUAUUGAUGAUUGAAUUAAUACUGAAUUAAUUUGGUUCAUUGAAUUGAUUUAACUACUCAGCAGGCUCUCGCCUCUAUAUCAACUAAUCGUUUACUCUUGUUUUAGCAGAGGUAUAAUUUACAUAGUUGAACUUUGCUUUCUUGAAGCAAGAAAAAUCAACAACAGCAUUUUUAACAUAUUUAAGUUUUCAUGAUGAAAAUACUAGUUACAAACAAACAUUUGCUUGAUAGUUGUAGAGCUAACACUUUCAAAUGUAAAGUUAAAAGGUAACACAAUUCAAAAUUGUAACAAAAUUGCUCAAUAGGAGGGUAGCACACUCACUGAGGCAGGAAGGGCUUUUUACAUUUAAAGUGCAAGAUAAAAUCAUUACACAGUUGGUUUCUUAUCAAGAACAACCAUUCUUCCUUACUCCAUAGAUGUCCCUCUUGAUCCAACACUCUUCACUCUUUCCAUCCAUCAGACAACCUCACACCUCACAUCAAAUCCAGUAUCUUUGUCAGUUCUGUUCUUCCAUUCACUCUCCUGUAUGUGCAGAUGUAGUUUACUGUAAAUUCAAAUGAAUUCAGAAUUCACUGGCCAAAGGUGUUAUUCCGACACACACACACACACACACACACACAAACACACUAAAGAAAAACCAAGCAACAUUAGAUCUAUGCAAACUGAGAUAGUGUAAAUUGAGGUCAAGUCAGUGUCUGUAUAGGGAGGCUGUGUCCUGUAUUAUCUGUACUUCAGUUACUGUUUAUAAGCUUGAUUACAUAUGUCAAGUUGGCUGGACCAUGAAAUAUUUACACCUGUAAGAAACUAAACAGUCUGAGUUGAAUAAAUUAUCAUACUUGUAACAGAGUACAAGAUGUGUUGAAAUAUAUAGAAAGUUUAUUGGAAGAUUAUAUUGAAAUUCAGUGACUUACAAAAGCAUUUCCUUGUUUGUAUAAAGCCAUUGUGUGGACCAAGUUUUUUGAUGUCUGAGUUUUUAAUUAAUAUUUCCUCAGUCAAGUAUUUUUGGACUUCAGCAUACCCAAAAAUUCUGUAGCAUUUGCACCUUGAGUAAAAAGGACCUAAUUUCUAUAGAAACAAGUUGAUUGAGAAGGGCUUUGUGAUAGAUUAUUCUGGGCAUUGUAGUUUUGAAAUGGGAAGUCAGCUGUAAUGUUUGGUUUUAGAUCCCUUGUUUGUUAUCGCCUGAUCCUAUUAGUACUUAUUUGACUCAACUCAUUAAGCUUGUGUGCAUACAGUUUUUCCAUUCAAUUUUUUCCCAUUGUUUUAUUUAUUAUUUUCAUCUUGAAAUUUUUGUAUAUCUUAAUUUAUUUAUUUAUCUUUUUAUUUAUUUUUUUAUUUAUUUAUUUAUUAUUUUUUUAUAGAGCUAAAAAUUAAUUUGUAUCUGAGUGCAAUCUUGCCUCUUAUAAACCCUCCAUGGUGGUUCUUUUCUUUGCUUAAUAAUUUAUAAGGCGCUAGUUUCAGAGGAAAAAUUCUCCAUCAGUGUUGAGGGAAGCCAAUGCUUCUAAACACUUAAUCUGAUGACUAUUUUUCUAUUAGUUAACAAGUUACUGUAAGCCUGAUAUAUUUAUGUAUAAUUCUGCAUUUUUUACACAUCAUAUAUGCAAUGUAACUUUAUGUAUAGUAACAGUCUCAUUCCUUAAAGUCACAGUAGUGGUAUGAGUUUUGUAAAUCAUGUUUUUAAGAAAUGUAAAACACACACACACACACACACACACACUUCCUGUGAACCACAACUAGGUAAAUACACAUCCACCCAUCCACCCACUUGUGCACACACACACACACACACACACACACACACACACACACACACACACAAGUUUUGUUAAUUAUUUUGUACGUAAGAUUCAUUAUUUUUGUAUUGGCUGAUAGUUUAAGCUUUCAUAAUGUAUAAACAAGAAUAGGAAGAGAAAACCUCAAAAACAAGGGGUAUAAAUUCAAUCUUUCCCAGAUAUUAAUAAUAAGAAAUUACAUCAUUAACACUUUCUGUGUAUUUUUAAGUUUCACAUCUUAUUCCUCACUUCAUGAAGGCUGAAUAAAAUUCCUUUCCUGAAAAAUGACAAUCUAGAUGCAUUUCUUCACAGUUGCAACUUGUAGAAUCAAAACGUGUACUGUGUGUUAUGUGGGUUUAAAGAAUUUGACUGGUACUUUUCAUCACAUUCAUUUGAGAUUCAUUUUCAUCAUGAUGUACACAGUCACAUUUCCUUGCCAUACCACAGUUAUAGCUCUAAUUUCCCUCUCUCAGAUGUGUAGGGCCACAGGUGUGUGCCAUUCCCUGUGCUGGUGCCGUGUCUUGUUAGUCUCAGUGAACAGUGGCAGAUCCAGGUAUUCAUAGAGGGUGAGGCGCUGUGACAAAAUUUUGAAUUGAUGCUCACUUAAGAAAUUUAGGAAUGUCUCCCGCAGUACUUAAUGAACACUGUAGGUGAAAUGUGAGAGUAAGAGGAAGAGAUCUAACUCAGGAGUUCCCCUCUCCAUGUACCCUCUUGGAUCCACCACUGGUGAUCGUUCCCCUUGUCCUCUGCCCACCACUGCCUCCACCCAUGGCGGAUAUGAGUCUUCCAGUGCAGGGUAGUUUCCUAGUUUUGUUGUGAGAGAGAAGAACACUUGAAUCAAUGUACAUUUAGGAAAAAUGUACAAAAAUGAAAUUGUGCCAUGCUCCCACAGCUGAAAUCUACAGAUGUCUUAGUUUUUACCCCAAAAAAUUUCAAAAAGCAUACUUGUAUGUUUUAAAUGUAGUGAGAAAAUAAGGGAAGGGCACAUUUUGUCUCAUUUGCUGAUAUUUCUCAUGCACUCAACUCAGUUUGCAGUCUUUGCUCUAUCCCUCAUCUCUUUUUUCACAUAUAAGAUUUUUUUCCUUAAAGAUUGAUGUCUGAAUUUUUAAUACUGUUAAUAAAUUUACUCCUUAAUUAGAAUUUAAUUCAUGAGGACAAACUAAGUUUGCUAAAUUCUGUCUAUGAAUGAAAAGUUGCAAAUAAAGUUUGUGGACCAAAGGCAGAGGCAUACAGUUUUGUCAUUCUUUGGGCACUGAAACAUAACAACGGUGAGUCAAAUUCCAGUUUUUCUUCACUUAGGGGAAAAUUAAACAGCAGUGGGAUGCAAAGAAAAGAAACUAACCCAGAAUCUGAUGUCUUUAUGGUCAUGUAGCUACUAGCUUUUUCCUUGAAUUAAUAAGUGGCAAGGCUAGAUUUUGCUGGAGUUAAGUAUUGUCUACAUAUCUUGUGCCAUUUGAUGAUUGGAAACUGGGUGUUUUGUGAAGACUUGAGACAAGCGAGGUGGACUGGUGAUGAGUACAAUUUGGUUGUGGAUAGUCUUAGCCAUGUAAUCAAUCAUAGCCAGCAAAAUGUUGCAGCAGUCAUAUUUAAAACUUAUGGGAAUGUGUUUCCCAUGAGCCUCACCCCUUGACUGGGCAUUCAGGGUACCAGAAAAUAACAUUCAGUCUGUUUGUAGCUUACUGGCGGUGGGUUUUCAUGUAGGCAUCCGUGGUUUGAGGCAGUGGCUGGUGUGAUCAUUGGCACUGGACCAAUGUUGGGGUAUUAAUGUCAAAACCAUCCAUAAGCAUCAACUAUUGUGGUUUUUAAAAGUGAUACUUGUUAGUUGAAUCUAAUGUAUGUCAUAGUGACUCUUUCCUCAAUUGUUUUCAUGAAGUGGUCAGCUACUUUUAUGUGAUUUCCUGGUAUGCUUUUCCCUCUUGGUAAAAACAGGAGUGUUGAUGAUUUAGAAUUAUAUAUAUGGACAGAAACUGCCUCAUAAGCUAAGGAAUACAUGUAUGUUAUUUUUUAUUUUAUUUUUGAUGGAAAAGAGUCUGCAGUUUAUAAUCAUACAAAUAGAAAUCUUACAUUUGUAAUUACUGAUAGUUAAAAUAGUAUUUGGGGAUAUCCAUCAUGAUUUCUAAAAGGAAAUGUAAUUAAGAAUAGGAACUUUAAGAUGUAGUAUUCACUAGUAAAAAUUACCUGUGUUAUUUCUUCAAUUAGGGUCAUAGUAGUCACUCACUUAAGUUGUUAACUGUCCAAGCAGAAUGAUUAAUUACAUCCCCAAGUAGGCCAUGUUUUAAAAUGGCUGUACUGUCAAUAUUAUGGUUCAUACUUUUAUUCACUUACCAAAGACUUGGCUGACUAUUUACAUUAAUGCCAGCAGUGAUGCAGUUACCUGUACAUGAUAUGAUUUCCAACUUUGGAAAUAAAAUUGAUAAUUAGGAUUCAUUCCAUUCAGGAUGUUUACACAGCAACACUUGGUGGUGCUAGUUGACAUUGCUGCCGAGAAAAAGUAGUGCAGGAUGGGCUGGCUGCAAGCUAAGCUACAAAGAAAUACCAAGCUAAGGAGUGAGCACUUAGAACAGUGACCAGACUGUGUGUAGUCUAGAACAAAAUAUGAGGCUUUUUUUUAUUGUUAAUUUUCUUCAAUGUGCAAGGGUUGUGAAGUGGAAAGAAUGCUUUGUGCCUUUCUUCUUAUUUCCAGGCUUUUAUUAUGUUAGGAUUCUAAAGUCUGUAGGUCAUUGGGAUAUUUUCAUUCUCUUCUUUAAAACAAGGUACAAAUUUGAACUGCAGUAUAAACCUGUGUAACUUUUUAUAAGAAAAAGAUUGCACUAAACUUCUGUUCAGCUUACAUUCAAGACAAUAAUUGUUAAUCUUUUAACAAGGGUAAAGACUUAACUUCUUACAUUUAGAUAUUUAUAUAAAAUCUCUUCAUACAUAGACCACUCAUCUGGAAAUUUUACCUUUUGUCAAGUUAUGUAAGGCUAGUAACAUACACUCAUCUCAUCAUCUGUAGUAUAGUUUCUUGUUGACAUUCACAGAAAUAAUUGCAGUUUACUAAGAAAAUGAACCUCAUCUUUGCACCCACCAUAAUACUCUUCCUUUCUUAUACUUCUUUGUGUAGUCAUUAAUGUAUCACACCAGAAGUACAAACUGGAGACCAACUACUAAGGCAUGAGGGCUUCUUUAUAUAUUUUUGGCUGCUGUCUGUGUUCUUGGUUCAUUGUCACCACAUGAGGAUAGUAGUUGGUCCCCGGCCAUUAUAUAUUAUUGAUGCUGUUACAGCAACUUUUUAAUGGUGUGUAACUUCAGGAAUUUUUUUGUAAAUCUUUUUAGAAUUAUUUGAUUACUGAAUCAUUAGAAGAAAUGGUAUUAUAGAUUUUGUAAAAACUAUAAUCACUAUUAAUAUUACUGAAAAUGUAGUUUUAUCCUCCUCCUAAAGCACUUCUUGAUCUGUGGCUUGGCCGUCUUCUCGAGGCACCCCGGGUCACCAGGACAUGGCAGCCUUGUCCCGGCCUGGUGUUUGUCGCUCUGACGGCUAAUGUUACACUCUCAUUGGCUCACCUGGGAAGUACUCCUGUCUAUAUCUUAUUUCAUUAUGUUUUCAAUAUGCAACUGGAAGAUUUGUACAAUUACAUUAAUGGUACAUGAAAAGUUUAUAUUGCUUUUACACUUGGCAUUUCACAAUGUUAACAAAUACUUCUUGCUCUCACUUUUCACUUGGAGAAUGUAAUGCAGGCUUGCCUCUGUCUCUGGCCUCAGCCCUUGUGAUGCGGGGUCAGGGCUGAUACUCAGAACAGCAGUUUUCCCCCUUUUUUUCUUUUCUCCAAGUAUUCUUUCUAUAUCUCAAUUUAUAUAUUACAGGAAUAUGUAAUUUAUUCCAAACAAAACUUGUGUUCAAAACUCUUCAAAGCAGCUGAUGUUGAUUAUUCUUGUAAAAAAAAAGGCAUUUUUUACACUAAACAGAGAUGUUGGUAAAAACCUGUACAAAUUUCAACAUAAAAGGCCUAGAAUAUUUUCCCAAUCAAGUUGAUUGUGGCUUUUGUCUGAACCACGGAGCAUAAAGCAACGUGUCAGCUAUAGCGGCACCCUGUGCCAUUUUGACGUAACGUAGGACAUAGAAAAAUUUUUUAUAAUUUAACAUGUUGCUGUAGACUGUAGACCAGUGUCAGGAUUAGCACAAUACAAAAUGUGAUUAUUUA